CUCGACAACAGCACCAACAAAUCUAAGAGCUCUUGUUCGAAUUGGUUCCCUGAGAUUGUCGGAUUAUAAAAAAUCCACGAAACGAUCUGUAGAGGGAGCCUUCGCGGAUUCUCUCUGAAACCCAUCUUCUCUUCGUGAGGAGGUGUUCUGUAUUGAGUAUGUCGUCGCAAUCCUGCCAUGGAAAGGAACCAAACGGUGUAAAGGAGGAAGGAAAUGUUGCCCCUUCCUCUGCUGUCAUUGAUUCUCAAGCUGUUGAGGCUACGAGCGUGAAUCAGUUGGUUCUUUAUGACCCCAAGGGGAAUAAUAAUACUGAAGAAGAAGAAGAAGGAGUGGAACCUGAACCUAUCCAAUCGCAGCCUUCUUCUUCACACAAAACACAGUGUCCUUCUAUUGGGGCCUUUACGGUUCAGUGUGCGACUUGUUUCAAAUGGAGACUAAUGCCCUCGAUGGAGAAAUAUGAAGAGAUAAGGGAACAGAUUCUUGAGAAGCCGUUUUUCUGCGAAACAGCUUGUGAGUGGAAGCCCAAUGUGUCUUGUGAUGUUCCUGAAGAUAUCUCUCAAGAUGGAACCCGUGUCUGGGCUAUCGAUAGGCCUAGUAUCUCUCGCCCACCCGCUGGCUGGCAACGCCAACUCCGGAUUAGAGGUGAAGGUGGUACCAAAUUUGCUGAUGUAUAUUAUGUUGCUCCCUCUGGAAAGAAGCUACGAUCGAAUGUGGAAGUCCAAAAGUACCUGAAUGAGAACCCGGAAUACAUAAGAGAAGGAGUGAAGCUUUCACAGUUUUCGUUCCAAAUCCCAAAACCUCUGCGGGACGAUUAUGUAAGGAAGCGCCCAGCUCGGCUAAUGGAACCAAGCGAUGAUACAAACACCCCUGUACCUAUUGAAGCUAAUCCACUGGCAUUGGUACCCCCAGAUGCUCAGAUUGCAAUGCAGCCAAACGAGCCUGAACUUUACCAUUCACCCUUGAAAAAGGCAAGAACAUCAGAGCUCCUAUAAGUAUGUGUAGCUAGACAAGACUCAACUAUCCCUCUUCAUUCGUCUUCAAUGGAAAUAGAUUAUAUAUUUAAAUUUUUUGGGUCGGGUACAUUGAAGAAAAUUGAGGAGGACAUGUGAGUUAGCUUGUUUUGUGUGUAUCAUCUUUUGUUACAAAGUUUCUGGAUGUUCAUGGAACUGUUUUUAGUUAAA
Eruca vesicaria subsp. sativa (arugula) is the source of this 1181-nucleotide messenger RNA. The record is from the annotation of a GenBank genome assembly. NCBI's taxonomy places the organism in Eukaryota, Viridiplantae, Streptophyta, Magnoliopsida, Brassicales, Brassicaceae.